CCACUCACUUCGAUCGUCUUUGGGACUUCUCCAGAACCAGACCGUCCCACCACCGCCCACCAACAACCAGGCCUCCGCCGCUCUCUCUCUCUACUCUCCGAUGGCCUCCGCCGCCACCACCGCCCUCUCCCUCCGCCUCUUCGCCGCCAAGCUCCCCUUCCCUCUCCGCCCCUCGAAGUCGCCUCCUCCCCUCCUCCUCUCCUCUCUCUCCUCCGCCAAAUCCAUCUCCUUCCAGCGCAUCGACGCCGCCAACCGGCCGCCGCCGCCGCGCGCGUCGUCGUCGUCCCCGCCCUCCUCAUCGGCGCAGCUCCAGCCCAUCGAAGACCUCCCGCCGAGCCUCCAGUCCAUCGUCACCCUCUUCCAGUCGGUGCCCGACCCCAAGUCCAAGUACCAGCAGCUCCUCUUCUACGGCAAGAACCUCGAGCCCCUCGACCCGGCGUUCAAGACCCGCGACAACAAGGUCGAGGGCUGCGUCUCCCAGGUCUGGGUGAGGGCCUACCUGGAUUCGGACGGCAACGUCGUCUUCGAGGCCGAUUCCGACUCGGUCCUCACCAAGGGCCUCGCGGCUUUGCUUGUCCAGGGGUUGUCCGGGAGGCCGGCGGACGAGAUUCUCCGGGUCUCGCCUGACUUCGUGACGCUCCUCGGGCUGCAGCAGAGCCUGACGCCGUCGCGGAACAACGGGUUCUUGAACAUGUUGAAGUUGAUGCAGAAGAAGGCGCUGUUGUUGGUCGCCGGGGCGGAAAGUGAAGGAAAUGGGGCGGUACCGGCGGGGGAGGCGAACGAUGUGGGCAUUGGAAUGAAUUCUGAUGUGGGUAUUGAUAGGAGUUCAGUCUCAGAGUCGGGUGACGAUGGUGGCAGGGAAGUUUCGGCGGAAAAAUCGAAUCUUGAGGUGCAUGAGGCUGAUGGUGAAUCAAGUUUGGGGAGUAGAGGGCAGAGAAUCAGGGAGAAAUUAGAGAAGGAGCUGAGUCCUAUUGAGUUGCGGGUGGAGGAUGUCUCAUAUCAGCACGCAGGGCAUGCCGGUGUGAGAGGGAGUGAUGGCGAGACACAUUUCAAUCUGAGAGUCGUGUCGAAGGAGUUUGAAGGAAAGAGCUUGGUGAAGAGGCACCGGCUUGUUUAUGAUCUGUUGCAAGAGGAGCUGCAGAGCGGGCUACACGCCCUGUCGAUUGUGGCGAAAACGCCGGCUGAAAGUUGAUGCGAGAUGAAGAGGGGAGUUGUAUGUUGGCCACAGGUGGUCAUUUCAUCCCCGAAUCAUGUUUUCCCAAGAGGACAAAUAAUUUUGUUUUGCUUGAUAGAGAGAGGGAUAUUCCUUGUAUAGUUGUUUUGUAAUCUACUGAAUUGCCAAUGUUAGAUCUUUGACCAUCAUUGUUCAA
Molecule: messenger RNA, 1370 nt
Organism: Syzygium oleosum
Lineage: Eukaryota; Viridiplantae; Streptophyta; Magnoliopsida; Myrtales; Myrtaceae
Product: sufE-like protein 1, chloroplastic/mitochondrial
Exons: 1
Coding region: 101-1192 (363 amino acids)
Source: RefSeq, a predicted model, not a curated record